Momordica charantia (bitter melon) is the source of this 1919-nucleotide messenger RNA. Its product is annotated as Protein phosphatase 2C family protein. The record is from RefSeq and is a predicted model, not a curated record. Gene Ontology annotation, molecular function: protein serine/threonine phosphatase activity; cation binding. Gene Ontology annotation, biological process: protein dephosphorylation. NCBI's taxonomy places the organism in Eukaryota, Viridiplantae, Streptophyta, Magnoliopsida, Cucurbitales, Cucurbitaceae.
UGAUUUGUUGAAUGUGAAUUGGGGGGCUGGGUUCUGGAUUGAUUGAUAAAGUGUUUUUUCUGACCAAUCCGUGAAGGAAUUUGGUGGAGGAAGUGGGUUUGGCUUUGACCACUAUUGUUUUCCACUUUGAUUUCUGCCUGUUUUUUUCUGGGUUUUCUGCUUGGAUAGGAAAUCGGGAGAGGGGUUUCGGAAAAUAUCUCGUAAUCCCCAAUUGGAGGAAGGAUAAAGAAUAAGGAGUCAAUCCGGUUGUAGGGUCGUGUUUUAAUACAUCAUCAAACGUUGUGUUUGACUGAGGAAGGAAGUAGAAGGAUAUAAUAAAAGGGAGGGGGAUAACCAAACCAUUCUGUGAUUGGAGAUUCUGGGUUUAUAUAGAAUCAUUUGCAGGGGUGAUUUUUCUAUUAGAUGAGGAGGAUUGUUGGGAUGAGAUGAGGUAUGUUAUCGGGGUUGAUAAACUUUUUGAGGGGCUGUUUCCGGCCAGGCUCCGAUCGGUGUGUGGCCGCGGAUAUCAGGGGGCGGCGGGACGGGCUGCUGUGGUACAAAGACCGCGGACAACACUUGAAUGGUGAGUUCUCAAUGUCUGUGGUUCAGGCCAACAAUUUGCUUGAAGAUCAGAGCCAGAUUGAGUCUGGGAGUUUGAGUUCUCUUGAGUCUGGCCCCAGAGGUACAUUUGUUGGUGUGUAUGAUGGCCAUGGAGGUCCUGAGACUUCUCGGUAUAUCUGUGAUCAUCUCUUCCAGCAUCUCAAGAGAUUUACUUCCGAGCAAGAUUCGAUGUCUGGGGAAGUAAUACGCAAGGCAUUCCAAGCGACUGAGGAGGGCUUUCUUUCUCUAGUCCGAAGACAAUGGCCAACGAAUCCACAAAUUGCAGCUGUUGGUUCAUGCUGUCUUGUUGGUGUAAUCUGUAACGGGACUCUCUACGUUGCGAAUCUAGGUGAUUCACGUGCCGUUUUGGGUAGAUUAGGGAAAGCAACAGGUGAGGUUCUAGCCAUUCAGUUAUCAACGGAGCACAAUGUUUGUUAUGAGUCUGAGAGGCAAGAGCUGCAAUCUUUGCACCCUGAUGAUUCCCAGAUUGUAGUCUUAAAGCAUAAUGUUUGGCGAGUAAAGGGCAUCAUACAGAUUUCCAGAUCUAUAGGCGAUGUCUACUUGAAGAAAGCUGAGUUCAACAGAGAACCUCUGUUUUUGAAGUUUCGAGUUCGGGAACCCUUCAGAAGGCCGAUUUUGAGCUCUGAACCAUCCAUUUCAGAGACCCAGUUGAAGCCAGAUGAUAAAUUUAUUAUAUUUGCAUCAGAUGGGUUGUGGGAGCACCUUAGCAAUCAGGAAGCAGUCGAUAUAGUUCAUAACCAUUCUCGAAGGGGAAGUGCAAGAAGACUGGUCAAAACUGCUCUUCAAAUAGCUGCAAAGAAAAGAGAAAUGAGGUACUCAGACUUGAAGAAGAUUGACCGUGGUGUUCGUCGCCAUUUCCACGACGACAUCACUGUGGUGGUUGUGUAUCUCGAUACAAAUCUGCUCUACAAAGCGAGCUCUGCCAAGAGCUCGAGUGUCUCGCUACGAGGGGGUGGAGUCAAUCGGCUUCCUUCCCGUGUAGACGCUGGCAACUCCUGAUUGGAGUCAUUGGCAUGAAUCUUCUGCUGCAUUAUCCCCUAUGUGAAUAUUAAGUAGCUUCCAGUAGAGAGAAGAAAGAGUUGCAGGCACAUCAGCUCAUUGUUCUAGAUUCAAAACUCUCCACUGAAUCAUCUCAUGUAAAAGAAGAGUGAAUUUAAGAAGAGUGAUUCAAUCUGACAUUUAUUUGUGGGUUAAACCUUGUAAUGUAAUACUCUAUUUAACUCUGCCAGUCUGCCUGUUCCACCCCUUUGGCCAUUUUCAGGUCUGUAAGUUCUAUACUCACUCCCACUUGGAGAAAAUGCGACCAACUUUUGUAACUA